AAAAUCGAUGCUGGAAAGAUUGAUGGAUUGCGUUAAACUUUAUCAAAAGGGGGAAGACAACAAAUAUAAUCCGAACUUUAUAACGAAAUUGUUAAACAAUUAUCGAAGUCACGAGGCAAUUCUUCGACUUCCGAACCGGAUGUUUUAUGAAAAUGAACUCGUGGCUUGUGGAGGUGAUGAAAUAACCAGGGCAGAAUACUGGUCGCAAUUGCCCAACAAAAAAUUCCCCCUUAUUUUCCACGCCGUUCAUGGAUCGGAAAGAAGAGACGAAAAUUCGCCCAGUGUUUAUAAUGACUACGAGGUGGACGUUGUCGUUCAUUAUGUAUGCGCAUUGAUGGAGGAAACGCUGGGCGGACAUGGGAUAGAGGAAAACGAUAUUGGAAUUGUGACUCCGUUUAAGUACCAGGCUUCGAUUAUUAAGAUAGCUCUCCAGCAAAAAGGAUUGCACUAUAUUGCUGUUGGCACUGUUGAAAUUUUCCAGGGACAGGAAAAAGACAUAAUAAUUAUUUCCACAGUGAGAUCGAUUGUCUACCAACACAAUGAAAGAUUUCAUCUCGGUUUUCUUUCCCACGCGAAGCGCUUUAACGUAACGAUUACUCGAGCGAAAUCUUUGUUAAUCGUAGUGGGAAAUCCGAAGGUCUUGCAAAUCGAUCCUUGCUGGCGAGAAUUUAUCGAAUAUUGUCAAAGAAAUCGAGCCUGCAGGGGCGACAAUUUCACUCUGAGUCCCUUGUCUGAAAACGAGAUUAAAAAACUUUUAAAUGACAAAAUGGAGACUGAAGAGUGUGAAGAAAAUCUCCUGAUUCCUGAUCUGAAAAUUGAAAAGAUCGAAGAAUCCAGCAGCAAUAUUAGUACAAAUUUUCUCUCUGUUGAGGAAAGAUUUGCCGCAGCCAAGGCACUUGGAGAAACUCUGAAUGACUGGUGGUAAUUUAAAGCUAAAACCAAAAAUUCUCGAUGUUAUUCUGAGAACGGAUCGUUUUUUCAACGAUUUUUUUUCAGCCUAAACUGAUGCGAAAAGUUUAGAUUAUUGUGUAAUAUUCAGUAUUGAUUAUAGAAUAAAAAUAUAGAAAUAAACAAAAAAUAUAGAAUUAAAAAUGAAAAAAAAAUAGGUAAACUAAUUAGGUUUUCUUACUUUAAUUCUUCUGAAUGAAGAAUAUUUUCAAAGUGAGAAAAAUUUAUGGUAUUAUUUGGAGUGAAGAAAAAAUACGUUCCUUUUGUUUAGGAACAGAAAUUAGGGAAAUGAUUGUGAAAUUAUGAACAAAUAUGAAUAAAAAGUUUUUGUAGGAAAUAAAA
Messenger RNA from Belonocnema kinseyi, 1290 nucleotides. Its product is annotated as putative helicase mov-10-B.2. The record is from RefSeq and is a predicted model, not a curated record. Bases 8 to 925 code for a protein of 305 amino acids. Lineage: Eukaryota; Metazoa; Arthropoda; Insecta; Hymenoptera; Cynipidae. The transcript is spliced from 4 exons.